Molecule: messenger RNA, 1275 nt
Organism: Dovyalis caffra
Lineage: Eukaryota; Viridiplantae; Streptophyta; Magnoliopsida; Malpighiales; Salicaceae
Source: the annotation of a GenBank genome assembly
AUGGCGAUGACCAUGAGCACUGCAACUACAACGGCAGCACUGCUCAAACCCAUGAUCACCACUCACCGCUUUCUCCUCCUCCAAACCAAAAGGCACGCUUCAAUUAUUACACAACAACAACGGGGGUCUCUUGUUGUUGCCAUCUCUGUCCUUCAAACUGAUCACUACUGUCAAAAACUAGUUGAUGAAUUUGACCCAAAUAUUCCUAUAGAGAAAGCCUUAACCCCACCUAGCUCAUGGUACACUGAUCCUUCUUUUUAUGACCUUGAACUCCAUCGUGUUUUCUAUAAAGGCUGGCAGGCUGUUGGAUAUACUGAACAGAUAAAGAAUCCUUAUGAUUUUUUCACUGGAAGAUUGGGAAAUGUAGAGUUUCUGGUGUGUCGAGAUGAUGAUGGCAAGAUUCAUGCUUUUCACAAUGUGUGUCGCCAUCAUGCCUCUCUUCUUGCAUCUGGAAAUGGGCAAAAGUCUUGUUUUGUAUGCCCUUAUCAUGGUUGGACAUAUGGGUUGGAUGGAGCACUUCUUAAAGCAACCAGGAUAACAGGGAUACAAAAUUUUGAUGUAAAUGAGUUUGGGCUUAAACCACUGAAGGUAGGCACUUGGGGUCCUUUUGUUCUCCUCAAUUUGGACAAAGAGAUUUUACCUCAGCAAGAAGUUGACAAUACAGUGGGGAGUGAAUGGCUUGGUAGCUGUUCAGAAUUACUUAGUGCAAGUGGAGUUGAUUCUUCUCUAAGCUAUCUUUGCAGGCGCGUAUACGAUAUUGAAUGUAACUGGAAGGUGUUCUGUGAUAAUUACUUAGAUGGUGGUUACCAUGUACCCUAUGCACAUAAAGGCCUUGCUUCUGGUCUUGAACUUAAUUCUUACUCCACAACGAUACAUGAAAAGGUUAGCAUCCAAAGUUGUGAUGGUGGCUCAACAGAAAGUGAAGAUGAUAUUGAUCGACUAGGGUCAAAAGCCUUAUAUGCUUUUAUUUAUCCAAACUUUAUGAUUAACAGGUAUGGACCAUGGAUGGACACUAAUCUGGUACUCCCACUAGGACCCAGGAAAUGCCAAGUGAUAUUUGACUACUUUAUUGAAGCUCAUCUCAAGGACGACAAAGAUUUCAUAGAGAGGAGUCUAGUUGACAGUGAAAGUGUGCAGAUAGAAGAUGUCGUGCUAUGCCAAGGUGUCCAGAGAGGUCUUGAAACACCAGCAUACUGUAGUGGCAGAUACGCUCCUGCAGUUGAGAACGCCAUGCACCAUUUCCAUCAAUUGCUUCACAAUAAUCUUAAGGAAUGA